AUCCAUAAUGCCUCAGCUGGUGUUAAUACAGAUAUUUCACAAUGUGACACUAGCUUUCAUAAAACACCUUACCCCCAAUUUUGUAAUACAGUAAUAUUAUAUACAAUUAGUUGACUCAAUUACUUAUCAUUUGAGGUUCAGAUCCAUGGAAGACCCCGUCUCCCCCCACUCACUACGUUGAUGGCUUUGUUUGCCUUUUACAUACAUGUGCCUUUGGUGUCUGUGCCUGGUUGGUCAGACAAACAAAUACACAUUCUGUUGUUUAGGGCACAAUGAGCUUAUGCAUUGCUUGCCAAACACAUUUUAAUAAUAUAAUUCUAGCACAUAUCCAUAACUCUUCGUACACAUCCCAUAUGUACAACAUGCAAUAAUUUUAAGUAUCAGUGUGGUAUUAGUUUUCCAAUUAUAGUUUACAUGACACCUUUUACAUUCAGAUUAUGAUUAUUGUUAGCUGUAGUAUGUCAGGCCUGAUGGGAGCUGCUAACAGAGCACUGACCCGCAAAUGGGCAUCUGUGUCACACCAUCCUGUAGUAACAAACACUAAAGGGAGCAUUUCCCAUGCAGUGUUUCCCUUUUCUCCUCCUUUUUCACCUCUGUUGUUGAGGUAUUUAAAUUUUGAAAGAAAGGUUUAAUUAUUUAGAUUUAACUUUAUUUCAAACUUAAAUUGUCAAGUCAUCAGUGUAUUAUAUUGUUGCUUGCCCUAAUUAUCAAAAGGAAAAAUCUACUGAAUUAAUGCUUGAGACAAGCGACAGAAGAAGGGCCUGCGAGACUCUCACUUAGAGGAGUGAGCCACUGCAACAGGCUACUGUUUUAUCAAUGCCUUGCAGAUGCUGUACCCUAGAGCCACCUACACUUUUGAGAAAUAGCCUAGUGUCUUAUAAGAUGUUUUCUGAGAUAUGAAUAUCCCUUAAACAUGUUUGUUCUACCAACCUCCUGCUGAGCUGCCAUGGGGCAGGGACAGGUACAGCAUUACUGUCUGUGCAAAAGCACUAUCAACUUUCUGCUUGUAACACCCAUGUUCAGUUCGGGGCUUUCCCAUUGUGGGUUUGGGUUUGGCUCUAUUUUUUGUUUAUUUAUUAGGUCACUAUAUGCAAUUAAUCGCAUAACAAUAUUCCACAACUUAGUUUUGAUUGUCCAAUGAAUACUAGUGGGUUUGCUUAGCACAUACAACAUUGCACUAUAAACCACCUUUAUUGCACUGUGUUCAAAAUAAUUAAAAAAGAAAUAUUAGAAAAGCAAAUUAGAGAGUCCCAAUGAAAAUUCUCUUAGUCUAAGAAUGUGAAAGAUUCACUUAAAAUUACAUGCAGUUUCCUGAGCCAGACAGAUUACCUGUCUAGGUGCUUAUCUGGUCCCAUCACCAUAGUAUUUCAGCACCUUCCAAGUUUUUAAGUGUAGAAAUAAUUCAUCUUCCUUCCUACCCUGGAGGAAGAACAACUCGAUUGUUUUAUAGAGACGUGGCCGUGGGAGGGUGCUGCUGCGUGUGCACAUGUGCGUGUGUGUAGAAGUUAUUGAGGGAAAGGCAACACAAAGAAAGGAAUUCUGCAUUUAGUUCCAAACAUAGGGAGGGGUGAGGUAACAAACAUACAUACACACAAUAGUACUAGGAAUUAUAAGAAGCAUUUAGAAAGCUACAGAUUUAGAAUCCUUUUGGAACAUCUGGUUGUGUGAGCAAGCUAUUUUUAUUAAGAAAUAUUUAUCUGCAGUGAGAAGCUGCUUGCUGGUUGGUUAAUUUCACCAAAACGAUUUGUUAUGCUUGCAGUGCUUUCUCCUAUAGCAAAUGCUGGCCUCUGAUGUCAUAAGUGGAGUAUCUAUGGCAACUUUCAGUGGUACAACUCAUUUUACACUAGGGCUUUAUCUCCUUACUUGGUAUCUAGGAUUAGAACAGCAAAGAUGAGCAGUUUAGAGUACUUAGCAUAUCCAGUGAUUGUUGCCAAUCACAGGCAGAGUACCACCAUGAAGAAAGAACUGGACAUUGGUGACUAUCUCUCUCACAAGAACAAACUAGAACUCGCAAGACCUCGUGUUGAUAAUAAACCCCCACGAGCACAAACUCACCAUCACUUUAAAAUGAGCAAGAUUCAGGAGGACCAGAAGAAAAUUGGUAGAAUCGAAAGAGAAAACAAGCAGCUGGCAGAGAGGUUAGCUACCAUUCAGCGUGGGACAGGGAUGGUGGAUUGCUGGAAUGAAUACUUUCAGAGGAGCUCAAAUAGGGAGAAGCAGAACAGGGAGAUAGUGAGGAUCACUGUUGAAAAUCAGGGGAUUUUGAAGCGACUUGGUGACCCUAAACCUACAUAUGAUCGUAGGAAGUCUGAGAUUGAUUGGCAGAAUUCACGGCACUAUAUCCGGAAUACCACGCGGUAUCUCAUUGCUUCUCGGGAUAGCUAG
Molecule: messenger RNA, 2385 nt
Organism: Gopherus flavomarginatus (Mexican gopher tortoise)
Lineage: Eukaryota; Metazoa; Chordata; Testudines; Testudinidae
Gene: CFAP97D1
Product: CFAP97 domain containing 1
Exons: 5
Coding region: 1891-2385 (164 amino acids)
Biological process (GO): sperm axoneme assembly
Source: RefSeq, a predicted model, not a curated record